Molecule: messenger RNA, 6864 nt
Organism: Neopelma chrysocephalum (saffron-crested tyrant-manakin)
Lineage: Eukaryota; Metazoa; Chordata; Aves; Passeriformes; Pipridae
Gene: PIK3CG
Product: phosphatidylinositol-4,5-bisphosphate 3-kinase catalytic subunit gamma
Exons: 11
Coding region: 1828-5148 (1106 amino acids)
Biological process (GO): phosphatidylinositol-mediated signaling; cell migration; phosphatidylinositol-3-phosphate biosynthetic process
Cellular component (GO): cytoplasm; plasma membrane; phosphatidylinositol 3-kinase complex, class IA
Molecular function (GO): 1-phosphatidylinositol-4-phosphate 3-kinase activity; 1-phosphatidylinositol-3-kinase activity
Source: RefSeq, a predicted model, not a curated record
GUGCUGGAAGAGCUUAGCAGAAGAUGGACUGUUUGUUGUAUAUGUGUUUGAAAAAUUAGUCCUUGGGUGCAUAGCACAUAGCAGCAACCUGAGGACAUUUUAAAUCUGGACGCUUUCUUAGAUUUGCAGAACCUAAUGAAACUGAAAUGAGUCCAGAUUUACUUAUAUAAGGGCAGAAUAAUGACUUUAAAACAAGGGCUAUGCAGCCUGUUGGCAUGAAAAAAUCCUUGAUGCCAGUUGCUUAUGUUUAAAUGAAGAAAAAUAUGUGACUACAUUGUAUUUUAGAAAUUAUACAAUGUGAGAGAGGAACGCAGUGUGUAGUUCUGAGAUGCCACAGAGACUGUGGCUGAUGAAUGCUGACAGGCUGCACAUGGGUGGAGGAUGAGUGUUGGAAGUGUCUUGGCCAAGAUGAGUAGAUUCCACGUCAGUGACAAAAUGUUCAGGGUAACUUCGCCACUGCUAUGAGAAAAUUCAAAUACUGGCUUUAAAAGGUAAAAGGAGCUGCGACAAAGUGUGUUUCCCCCAAAGUCACUUCCUGAGAAAAAUAUCUUCUAAAAACAAAUCAAUCUUGAUUGCCAAGCAGAAUGAUUCUCUGAGAAAGAAGAGCUGUGUGUAUGGGGAAGUGCAUUUUUCUGUUUUUUAACCCCUGUAAAAUGUUAAUUUCAGAGGUUGAGAAUGGCACACUGGAGACAUGUAAGAGGCUGUCAGAUUUUUUCACCAAUGCAGAGGGAGGGUUAUUUUUCACUUUUUAAUAAAAAGUGUCUUACAAAUAGGAAGUGUGAAUAUGUUAAAGAAAAGGAAAAGGCACCACCAACUUCACUGUUGUUAAAAGACCUUUCAGUUGUUUCAUAUUUUUUUCUUCCUUCUCAAGAGUCAUAAUUUUUGUAGGAUAUGUACCAGUGUAGGAUAUAUACUACUUGUUGUUCUUCAAAAUGGUCAGUAUUUCACUGGAAGAGUCAUAAGGAAAAAGGAUACAAUUAGAAUUUUUUCUGUCUUUUCUUUCUGUUAUGACCAUGUUUUCCCAAAUAUUUUUUUCUGUGGGCAUUUUUUUUAGUAAAGGAACAGCUCUUCAGGUUAUAGUUAACCACAAGACUUAGAGUUGGAAGUAUGUGGUUUAUUUUCUUUCUGAAUCUUAAGUCAUCAUUUCUAGUGGAUUUCACUGUGUGUUUGUAAUCAUAAAUGAACGAGUUAAAAAUACUAGGGCUAAGAUUGCCCAGCAGUUCUACUGCUGACGUUACCAUGCAAGGUCCUCGGCAGAUACAACAUCCACGUGAUGCCCGUACAGAGACUGGCUUAAAAAACUCUAGUGAAUUUAAGUUGAUAACCUCAAACAGCUGUCACCAUGAAAAUAAAAGUAAUGAAACAUUGCAGAUUUAGUUGUCUUUUAUCUAGUAUUGGUAUUUAACUCUUAUAUAAAGUAAUCUCUCAAAAAUGUAUUGGUUUUAAAUGUUUUAUUUGAAUUCAUUACAUUUAUUGCCCAGAUUAUUCUUUGCUAUUUUUAAAAGGAUUUAGGCAUGUCUUCUAUGCAUGUGUGUUAAAUUGGUGUACUGUUGGUGUAUUUUUGCUGUUAUAACAGGAAAAGCAUUCUGACUUCUUUUAAAAUGAGCAAUCGUAUGUAUAAGCAACUUGGUUAAAACUUCCUUCCUGGUAAGUGCAGCACUUCCUUUGCAUCUGGAUAUGAGGGCAAGCAAGAAAAGCAGAACAGCUUAAACAAAGAAACGUUUUGUGUGAAUGAUCUUCCACUAAAAAAAUAGGAACUUCAAAAAUUAAACAAAUGAGUCGUCUUCGGCAAUUCAGCCUUUGUUUUAUAAGCAGAUUUCUUCUGGCAUGGAGUUGGGGGAUCAUGAACAGCCUGUUGUUAUGAGAGAGGAAAACAAACGAAGGAGAAGAAGAAUGAAACCUCAUUGUACAUCGAGUAGUUUUUCAUCAAUGGAACUGAUAUCCAUCGAGUUCGUUUUACCUACAAGCAAUAAACAUACUAAAGUACCAGAAAUGAUGUUACUUGAAAUAGCUGGCAACUGUACGGUUGAGCAAAUGAAGGCUCAGAUUUGGAUGCGUGCAAUAGAGAUGAGUCAAACCACAGACUUCUACCAUGCAUUCACCCCAGAUCAGUUUGUCCUGCAGUAUCAGAAGAAAGGGCAAUGGUAUGAAAUUUAUGAUAAACACCAAGUAUUGCAGACACUGGACUGCAUACUGUACUGGAAAGUGUUACAGAAAAAGGUAGGCAAGAUUUACGUUGUCCAGAAACAAAAACCAUCAGAAGAAGUUCAGGAAUUUCAGCGGCAGCUUAACGAUUUAAUUGGUUAUGAUGUCACUGAUGUAAGCAAUGUGCAUGAUGAUGAGCUAGAAUUUACCCGUCGCAGAUUAGUCACUCCACGAAUGAUAGAGGUAGCCUGCAGAGAUCCUAAAUUGUACGCAAUGCACCCAUGGACUACAUCUAAGCCACUCCCAGAAUAUUUAUUUAAAAAGAUCACUAAUAAUAACAUUUUCAUAAUCAUACAUAGGGGAACAACUAGUCAAAAAAUUAAAGUGUCAAUAGAUGACACUCCAGAUAUGAUUCUUCACAGCUUUUUCACCAAAAUGGCAAAGAAAAAAUCUUUGAUGGACAUUCCUGAAGAUCAUAGCGAGCUGGAUUUUGUUCUCAGGGUUUGUGGCAGAGAUGAGUACAUUAUUGGAGAGACACCAAUCAAAGAUUUUCACUGGAUAAGACAGUGCCUUAAGAAUGGGGAAGAAAUCCACCUUGUCCUAGACAAUCCCCCUGACCCGAAUGAGGAUGAGGUUCAGAAGGAAGAAUGGCCCUUGGUGGAUGACUGUACAGGAGUUACAGGUUAUCACGAACAAUUGACAAUAGAUGGAAAAGACCAUGAGAGAGUUUUCACUAUCUCAUUGUGGGAUUGUAAUAGGAAAUUUAGGGUGAAAAUAGUUGGCAUUGAUAUUCCAGUUUUACCAAGAAAUACUGAUCUUACUGUGUUUGUGGAAGCUAACAUUCAGCAUGGGCAGCAGCUCCUUUCACAGAGGAGAACUUCAUCGAAGCCUUUUACUGAGGAGGUUCUAUGGAAUAUUUGGCUGGAGUUUGAUAUCAAAAUUAAGGAUUUGCCUAAAGGAGCACUUCUGAAUCUUCAGAUAUACUGUGGCAAAGCACAGGGGCCUUCCACAAAGACGAACCUUCAGUCACAUGAAUCCUCCAACUCUGAUACAAAAUGCAAAACCCAGCUUCUCUAUUAUGUAAAUCUUUUGUUGAUAGAUCACCGUUUCUUGCUACGAAGUGGGGAGUACGUGCUCCACAUGUGGAAAAUUCCAGGCAAGGGUGAAGAACAAGGAAGUAUCAAUGCAGACAAACUCACAUCAGCAACUAACCCAGAUAAAGAAAACUCAAUGGCUAUCUCUAUUGUGCUGGACAAAUAUUGUCACCCAAUUGCCUUGCCCAAGCACAGGAUAGCAUCAGACCCCCAAGGGGACAGGACCCGAGCUGAAAUGCCCAACCAGCUUCGCAAACAACUUGAAGAGAUCAUAGCAACUGACCCACUUAAUCCACUUUCUCCUGAGGACAAAGAACUGUUGUGGCACUUCAGAUAUGAAAGCAUAAAGCACCCCAAGGCAUAUCCUAAGCUGCUUAGCUCUGUGAAAUGGGGACAACAAGAAAUAGUGGCCAAAACAUACCAGUUGCUAGCUAAAAAAGAGGUUUGGGAUCAGAGCACUUUAGAUGUUGGACUCACGAUGCAACUUCUGGACUGUAACUUUUCAGAUGAAAAUGUCCGAGCAAUGGCAGUUCAAAAACUGGAAAGUUUAGAAGAUGAUGAUGUUCUUCAUUAUCUUUUACAGCUUGUGCAGGCUGUGAAAUUUGAGCCAUAUCAUGACAGCGCAUUAGCCAGAUUUCUGCUAAAACGUGGUUUGAGGAACAAAAGAAUUGGUCACUUCUUGUUUUGGUUCUUGAGAAGCGAGAUUGCCCAGUCCAUGCAUUACCAGCAGAGGUUUGCGGUCAUCCUCGAGGCCUAUCUCAGGGGCUGUGGGAAGGCGAUGCUGCACGACUUCAUGAAGCAGGUUCAAGUCAUUGAAUUGCUACACAAAGUCACAAUGGAGAUAAAAUCAGUUUCUGCAGAAAAGUAUGAUGUUACUUCUCAAGUUAUUGCACAGCUGAGACAAAAGCUUGAAAAAUUACAGAGCAGCAAACUUCCAGAAAGUUUUAGAGUUCCAUAUGAUCCUGGCCUAAGAGCAGGAGCCCUGGUGAUAGAAAAAUGUAAAGUAAUGGCAUCUAAGAAGAAGCCCCUCUGGCUUGAGUUUAAAUGUGCAGAUCCAACAGCUCUGUCAAAUGAAACCAUAGGCAUAAUCUUCAAACAUGGAGAUGACCUCCGUCAGGACAUGCUCAUUUUACAGAUUCUUCGAAUUAUGGAAUCCAUUUGGGAAGCAGAAUCCUUGGACCUCUGUUUGUUACCAUAUGGUUGUAUUUCUACAGGGAACAAAAUAGGAAUGAUUGAAAUUGUGAAAGAUGCUACAACAAUUGCCAAAAUUCAACAGAGCACAGUUGGGAACACUGGUGCAUUUAAGGAUGAAAUACUAAACCAAUGGCUCAAAGAGAGAUGCAUGAUUGAAGAGAAGUUUCAGGCAGCUGUGGAAAGAUUUGUUUACUCUUGUGCUGGAUACUGUGUGGCAACCUUUGUACUUGGAAUAGGUGACAGGCACAAUGACAACAUCAUGAUUACAGAAACAGGUAACCUUUUCCAUAUUGAUUUUGGUCAUAUUCUUGGGAAUUAUAAAAGCUUCCUUGGAAUUAAUAAGGAGAGAGUUCCUUUUGUGCUGACUCCAGAUUUCCUGUAUGUCAUGGGGACUUCCGGAAAGAAGACAAGUCUCCAUUUCCAUAAAUUUCAGGACAUAUGUGUGAAGGCUUACUUAGCUCUUCGACACCACACAAACCUGCUGAUCAUCCUGUUCUCCAUGAUGCUAAUGACUGGAAUGCCCCAGUUAACCAGCAAAGAAGAUAUUGAAUAUAUCAGGGAUGCACUGACAGUAGGGAAAAGUGAAGAAGAUGCCAAAAAGCAUUUCCUUGAUCAGAUAGAGGUUUGCAGAGAUAAGGGCUGGACUGUGCAAUUUAACUGGUUUUUACAUCUUGUGCUUGGAAUCAAACAAGGAGUAGAAAAGCAUUCUGCUUAAUAUUUUAUAUAAAUUAGCUGUGGGUGUGAAUAAGAGGUUAGUGAAUCUACGUGUUAUUUAUGAAGUCUGAAUAAAUGAGCAAUCAAAAUAGCCUUUAAUUUGCUGGCAGCUUAAAUGGAUCAUCUAAAAAGGCAAGGACUUUGCUCUGUCCCUCCAGAAGAUCUUCCUGCAGUUAAUUUUUUUUUUUUAAUUUUUAACGACACUUCAAGUUGCUGGAUGGAUUCUAUGAACUAGUUGCUUUGCUGAUGGGGCCUGCAUUUUUCAUGUUUUCUUUGGUAAUAAUUUCAGAUAAAUAUGAGGAGCUUGAGUGAAAUGAUAACCUACAAAUCCCCUGUGACAUUACCUUAAUUUUCAAGUCCUUCAAAACCAGAAGAAUUUAUUUAUAAUCUAUGGUUAUAGUAAAAUCCCUGUAGGCAGUCCAUGCCUGUCUCAGGAUGACUUACACUCAAGUGUUCUUAACCAACAUCCUUCUCUUGUCCCUUCCUCAACAUUUGUCCUUUCUGGACUUUUAAUAUGUUGUCAAUAGAAAAGAGCUUUGGUUCUACCACUGGAGGAAAUUGCCUUACUGUUACUGUAGCCUCCUGACACAGACAACUGAGCUUGACUGUCCUUCCUGCCAGGACAACUUCAUAGUUACCUGGAAGUUCCUCAGGUUUGAACAUGAAAUUCUGAAGGUUUAAUUUCGAAAGAUUUUUUAUUGUACUUUUUAAUGGUGAACAUCCAUAUUAUGUUACAGAUUCUGUUCUUACUGUAAAGUUAUUACAAUUUCACCUGUAUAGUAAAAGCUUUGUAGGAAAAGCAGUGGUAAUUCCUUAUCCCUCAGAGAAAACUCCUUAUAUAAGAGUAAUUGACAUUUGACCAAAUAUUUGAGAAACCCAAAGUUAUUUAUUCUUUGGCAAUAUAUUUUCAGGAUAUACCUAGAAGGAAUUAAAUGUAAUCUUUGAAAUUGUGUAUAUUUUGCUAUUUAUUUUUAAAUUCCUUAAGAGACUAUACUACUGAAAAGCUAUUUAUGAAAGAAAAAAAUCCUUAUCUUUAGUUCCAAUAUUUGAACUUAAAAGAGGAGAAAAUGGGCAGUGUUAAGUAGAAUUUUAACUUCUCUACUGUAGGAUGCCUGCAAAUCAUCAAGUCUGCCUAUGGUAGGAAAGGAAAAAAGGUAUAGCCUGAAUUAGUCUUUAACUUGAAUUAUUAUGGUAUACUUCCUGCUAGUUGAUUUUUACCAAAGAGAGAAGAUGGCUUACAAUAUUGCUUUUUUGCACUUGUGCCCAUGUAAUUUCUUGCUUUAUUGUAGUGUUACAUGGGCUUUACAUUACAUAUAAAUGAUUAACUGAAUUUUUUUAAUUCUGUUAUCAUUUGCUUUGAUCAUUUCUCAGAAUAGUUAUUAUUUUAAAUACUGUUACUACUGAGUGCAUUCUUGAAGGAUUUUUAAUAAAUGUACUGUAAUUGGUGUCUCAGUUAUGAGAUGUAGCCAAUCUAUUCUUGAAAUGUAGAUGUUUAAUUGGUUACUGUGCACAACUAUUUUUUAUGUAUAUGGUAGACUCUAGUUAAGGAAAUCUGUAAGGUUAAAAUGUAGACUGUUUUGUUGUUCUGAUACAUUAUUAUUCUGUGCAAGGCUUAAGACCAUACUAAAAUGUAAACUAAAUGGUGAAUAUUGUCUGUAAAAUUAUGGUUUUAGAUUUGUAUUUUAUAGAUCUGAAAUAAAUGGACAUGUUCUAUUCA